Molecule: messenger RNA, 327 nt
Organism: Aspergillus neoniger CBS 115656
Lineage: Eukaryota; Fungi; Ascomycota; Eurotiomycetes; Eurotiales; Aspergillaceae
Exons: 2
Coding region: 1-327 (108 amino acids)
Biological process (GO): L-valine catabolic process
Cellular component (GO): mitochondrion
Molecular function (GO): NADP binding; 3-hydroxyisobutyrate dehydrogenase activity
Source: RefSeq, a predicted model, not a curated record
AUGACCGCAGACACCACAAAGAACAUCGAGUUUAUUGGCCUGGGUGCCAUGGGAUACGCCAUGGCCCAGAAUGUGCGCAAGAGCAUGCCGUCAACAGGGCGGCUGUACAUCUUUGGCGUCUUUCGCAGCGCAUGUGAGCGGUUCCAGACCGAGAUGGAGGGGACCAGCGCGGUGGUGGUGGUUGACUCUGCUCGAGAAGCCGUGGAGCAGGUGCCGACGGUCAUCUCCAUCGUUCCCAACGCCGCCGACGUUCGACAGGUUUACCUCGACGAGGAAAACAGGGUAAUUGCAACCAGACGGAUCCCCGAGCGUUUGAUCUUGGAGUAG